CUGGCGUGAGCCGCCUCCGCCGCCUCCCCGCAGCAUGGCGGGCGCGAGCUCCCCGGCGGGGCGGCGGCGGCUGCGGGAUGACGGCGUGCGCACGGCCACCUCGGCGGAGCAGACUAAAGUAGAAGAUAUUGUGCAGGAAGUCUUCAACGCCUACAAGACGAACCAUCACACUUCACAAUUUGUCCUGCAGCGGGAGAAACACUUCCACUACCUGAAGAGAGGCCUCAGACAACUGACUGAAGCCUAUGAGUGUUUGGAUGCCAGCCGACCUUGGCUGUGCUACUGGAUCCUGCACAGCUUGGAGUUGCUGGAGGAGCCCAUUCCCGAGUCGGUCACCUCUGAUGUCUGCCAGUUCCUGAGCCGCUGUCAGAGCCCCCAGGGUGGCUUUGGCGGAGGUCCUGGUCAGCACCCCCACCUCGCCCCCACCUACGCAGCUGUCAACGCGCUCUGUAUCAUUGGCACAGAGGAGGCAUUCAACGUCAUUGACAGGAAGAAGCUCCUGGAGUACCUGCACUCGCUGAAACAGCCCGAUGGCUCCUUCCUCAUGCACGUUGGGGGUGAAGUGGACGUGAGGAGCGCAUACUGUGCCGCCUCUGUGGCAUCGCUGACCAAUAUCCUCACGCCCACGCUCUUUGCCGGGACGGCUGAAUGGAUAGCGAGGUGCCAGAACUGGGAGGGCGGCAUUGGUGGGGUGCCAGGCAUGGAGGCCCACGGCGGGUACACAUUCUGUGGUGUGGCAGCCUUGGUCAUCCUUAAGAGCGAGCAUCUGCUGAACCUCCGGAGCUUGCUGCACUGGGUGACCAGCCGGCAGAUGCGUUUUGAGGGCGGUUUCCAGGGUCGCUGUAACAAGCUGGUGGAUGGUUGUUACUCCUUCUGGCAGGCUGGCCUGCUGCCCCUGCUGCACCGCGCGCUCCACGCCAGAGGUGAUGCUGCUCUCAGCAUGACGCACUGGAUGUUCGACCAGUUGGCACUGCAGGAAUACAUUCUCCUGUGUUGUCAGUGUCCGGCUGGGGGGCUGCUUGACAAGCCAGGGAAGUCCCGGGACUUCUACCACACCUGCUACUGCCUGAGUGGGCUGGCCAUUGCUCAGCACUUCGGCAGUGGGGACCUCCACCAUGAGGUGGUCCUGGGCAUCCCUGAGAACCGCCUGCAGGCCACACACCCUGUGUACAACAUCGCCCCAGAAAAGGUGAUAAAAGCAGUGAUGCACUUCCUGCAACAGCCUGUGCCCAGCCUGGAGCCGGAGGCAACAGCAGCCACUGCAGACUAGGGGUCCUGCUCCCUGUGGACUCUUGUGCAGAGUGACACUCCCUGAGGGCCAGCAGGGAGCUGCUGGGGUGGUUCCAGCACGGACAUACAGAUCGUGGUCCUCAGGAUGCUAGCAAUACCAAAAACAGCCUGCCCUGUGGCUGUAGGCUGCGCCUGGCCGCCAGCACCCAUGGCCGUUGGGCUGGGCACCCCUCUAACCUCCCAGCAGGAGCUGAGCUGGCUGCGAGUAAUAUGGCCUGUGGCAGAUACUUUGGUAUCAAUAAACCAGAACUGACACCUGCCA
Rhea pennata is the source of this 1552-nucleotide messenger RNA. It is a transcript of the gene FNTB, whose product is annotated as farnesyltransferase, CAAX box, beta. Gene Ontology annotation, molecular function: protein farnesyltransferase activity. NCBI's taxonomy places the organism in Eukaryota, Metazoa, Chordata, Aves, Rheiformes, Rheidae. The transcript has 12 exons. Gene Ontology annotation, biological process: protein farnesylation. Gene Ontology annotation, cellular component: protein farnesyltransferase complex. Bases 35 to 1270 code for a protein of 411 amino acids. The record is from RefSeq and is a predicted model, not a curated record.